Messenger RNA from Funneliformis mosseae, 1206 nucleotides. The record is from the annotation of a GenBank genome assembly. Lineage: Eukaryota; Fungi; Glomeromycota; Glomeromycetes; Glomerales; Glomeraceae.
AUGGCAAAUGGAAACAAAUCUGGCGAUCCACAAGAAUUAAAAACACAAGGGUAUACGAUUAAUUUUGGACCGCAACAUCCAGCAGCUCAUGGUGUUCUCCGCAUGAUCCUUACAUUAAAAGGAGAGCAGAUCCUUAGAGCAGAUCCUCAUGUUGGAUUAUUACAUCGUGGGACGGAGAAAUUAAUUGAAUAUAAGACAUAUUUACAAGCUUUACCUUAUUUCGAUCGAUUGGAUUAUGUAUCGAUGAUGACAAAUGAACAAGCUUAUUCAUUGGCUGUUGAAAAAUUAUUAAAUAUUGAAAUUCCAGAAAGGGCUAAAUACAUUCGUACUUUAUUCGGAGAAAUUACUAGAAUCCUGAAUCAUAUUAUGGCUUUAAUGAGUCAUGCUUUAGAUAUCGGUGCAUUGACUCCUUUCUUGUGGAUGUUCGAGGAGCGAGAAAAGUUGAUGGAAUUUUAUGAACGUGUGUCGGGAGCUAGAUUACAUGCAGCUUAUGUUCGUCCGGGUGGAGUUGCGCUAGAUAUGCCACUUGGAUUGAUGGAAGACAUUUAUCAAUGGGCCACACAAUAUGGUACAAGGGUAGAUGAAGUAGAAGAAUUAUUAACAGAAAAUCGUAUUUGGAAAGAGCGUACUGUUGGAAUUGGUGUAGUCACGGCUCAACAAGCUUUAGAUUAUAGUUUUUCUGGUGUUAUGUUACGUGGUUCUGGAAUAAAAUGGGAUUUGCGCAAAGUACAACCUUAUGAUGCUUAUGAUAAAGUAGAAUUUGAUAUACCUGUUGGUUCUCAUGGAGAUUGUUAUGAUAGAUAUUUAUGUAGGGUUGAAGAAAUGAGACAAAGUUUAAGAAUUAUCCACCAAUGUUUAAACCAAAUGCCUCAUGGUCCUAUUAAAGUCGAUGACUGGAAAAUAUCCCCUCCUAACAGGUCCAGCAUGAAAGAAUCUAUGGAAGCCUUAAUCCAUCAUUUCAAAUUAUAUUCGGAAGGAUAUUCCGUACCUCCGGGAGAAACUUAUACGGUGAUUGAAGCGCCAAAAGGCGAAUUCGGAGUUCAUUUGGUUUCUGAUGGCACCAACCGACCAUACAGAUGUAAGAUUCGCGCUCCAGGCUUUGCUCAUUUGGCUGGAACAGAUUUUAUGAUUCAAGGUCAUCUUGUUCCUGAUGUAGUUGCAGUGAUCGGUACACUUGAUGUUGUGUUUGGAGAGAUUGAUCGCUAA